Messenger RNA from Camelina sativa (false flax), 582 nucleotides. The record is from RefSeq and is a predicted model, not a curated record. Lineage: Eukaryota; Viridiplantae; Streptophyta; Magnoliopsida; Brassicales; Brassicaceae.
AUGAUAUGGAGCUUGUGUUUAAUCUUCUGCCUUUCAAACUCAAUGCUUGUUAUUGCUUCUCCUGCAAAACACCACUUGUGUCUUCCAGACCAGAGGGAUGCUCUUUGGGAGUUCAAGAACGAGUUCUUUGUCCAAGAGUUCGAUCCCUCUAUUUUUGGUACGAGGACAGAGAAGUGGAGGAACAACACUGAUUGUUGCACUUGGGACGGUAUCUCUUGUGAUCCUAAAACAGGCAAGGUCGUUGGUUUAUACCUGAUGCUCAGUGGUCUCAACGGCCCUUUGGGAUUUAAUAGUAGCCUGUUUAGACUACAACAUCUUCAGUUCCUAGAUCUUACCAGCAAUAAUCUCUCGGGUAUUCUACCAGUAUCUAUUGGCAACCUCAAAUAUUUGAUGGAAUUGCGUCUUGGUGGUUGCCAUCUCUUUGGAAAGAUUCCUUCUUCGCUUGGAAAUCUUACUUAUCUCACUAAUCUUGAUCUUGCUGUUAGUGAUUUCACCGGUGAGCUACCGGAUUCAAUAGGGCGUCUAAACAAGCUAACAAGAGUUGCAUCUUCAAUCAGCCACACUCAGUGGGAAAUUUCCUAG